Macrosiphum euphorbiae (potato aphid) is the source of this 2721-nucleotide messenger RNA. The record is from the annotation of a GenBank genome assembly. NCBI's taxonomy places the organism in Eukaryota, Metazoa, Arthropoda, Insecta, Hemiptera, Aphididae.
AUGUUGCAUAUGAAACUAUUUAAUUUUAUAUUAAUAUUAUUGUGCAUUAAAUCGAACAUUUUUUCAGUUUUAUCAAAAUUAUCAAAAUUAGAGAAUGAUGUCAACAAUGCAGUACGUUAUAGUAUAUUUCCCGUUGGUGAUUUGUCAUAUAAUAUAAAACUGCGUCAGUACAUAAUUCUGUAUGGAUAUUUGGUUCCAUCUGCAGCUACAGAUUCAAAUACAGAUAUGUACAUGAGUGUAUUUCAUAUUUAUACGAACUGUUCAUUUGCUGAAUGGCUUCAGAAUAAACUAUUUAAAUUUAUCGAAAAAUUCCCAAUAUUUUAUCAAUUGAAAUUUCAAAACACUAAAAAUAAUGAAUUUAAUAGACCUUUUGUAAGACCGAAUAUAAUUGAUAAAUUAAUUGAAAUCGACUCUUUUGUUAAACGCUUCAUAAAUAUUUUACUUCACAACUUUUUACAUCUCGCUGAUUCCAGAGAUUAUGAUACGUCGUUAUUAAGAACAAUGUUAUUACUACAAUUUAGAAUUCACUUUUUGACGCUCCUUGUAGAUACCAAACAACCACCAUCAGAUGAUGUAGUAGUUCGUUCAAUUCUUGAAAUAAUGAACUUAAUUCAAACGUUCAUGGCCACGAAUUGUGAUGUUCACACUUAUAAUAAAAAAUAUUAUAAAGAUGAUAAAAAACAUUGUAUUGAUGAUGAAUAUUUUAUUAAAUCAUCACAUUUCUUCGAUUUCUGGAUAACUAAAUCAGCUGACACAAAUGAAUUCAUUGAAAAGAUUUUCAAACUUAUAGCCGAAAUGGGUUUAGAAGAUAGUAAUAAAUAUUGUAAUACAGAUCAAAUGUUGUUGGUAAAUAUUGUGGCAGAGAACCCAGAUCAUCCUGUUUUAUGGGAGAUUUCUCACGCAGUAGUUUAUACAAAUUCUAAAACAAUUAAGAUUUACCAAAUACUAAACAAAAUUGAAAAACGUGAGUGUGACCUUGAACUAAUAUUAUGGUAUCAGGAAUCAAUUUUUAAUGCAAUAGUGAAAUUGAUAUACAGUAAAAUAAUAACAGCCUUGCAACAAGGAACUUCUAAGCCGGAAGAGAUUGUUGAGUCAAUACCAAAAUUCAUUGAAUUGCCAACAGAUGUCACUGAUUAUUUUACGAGCAUAAUAUAUGAUAUAGAUGAAGAGGAUGAACAGAUUAAUACCGAUGAUAUUAAAGAAAAAUUGAUUAAAAAGAUUACUGAUCUUCGUGACUCGAUUAACAAUAUAAUUUUAAUAACUUAUAAUACAACAAAAAAUCAAGACGUAUCUGAUUUAGUUGAAUUUACAACAUAUAUGAGAUCAAACAGUGAAAAGUUUUACUGUUAUAUUUCGGUGUGUAAAUUCCUACGAAAUGAAUUCACUAAAUAUUACAUACCAUUUAUGAGGGAUCUGUCAAAAGUCGAACACAUUGUGUACGAGAAUGUUAAAAUCGAUGAAUUCGUUCGAUCCGAUGUAGAUGGUGAACUAAAAAAUAGUAGCAGGUGUCAAUAUGUUAGAGAUUUGUACAGUCUCUGUCUCGAAGCAACCACAUUUUUAAAAAUGACUUAUGAACAAGAUGAUUUGAUACACGAAUACUUAGAGGAACUAAAUACUAUUUUGUCAACGAUUAGAAAGUGGUCCGUUGAGGUGAUCGAACGUUGUACGUACAAGGGCUGCGGGGAGCUUUUAAAAGUGUCAUACCAUAUUUACGUUGUCUUGAAUCCAAAGCACAAGGAUCAUUUUAAAUACAUUCAAGCGCCGAUGUUCAUGUCAUUGAUAAUGUCUAUUUUAAAUACCUAUGGUAUUGAUCACUGUAGUCCACCAAAAUUCAAUUUCUUGUUAUUUAACAGUUCAUAUCUCGAGGCCAUAGGCAAUGAUGCUGUACUUAAUAAACGUUUAAAUUCAUUUGUGCAGAGCCUUGAGGUUUACCGAAACAUACCGAUAGCUGCAAACUAUUCAACUUUUUUAAACAUCGAAUUUUUUUAUAAAACAUUUCUUGAAGAAACGGCUUUGUUCACUAAAAACAAAGACAAGGUCAGUUUUUUUUACAAAGGUGAAAGGAAGUACAUUCAUGAAAUUUACAAUAACAUACGUGCAAUUAUUUUGGACCCUUCGCAUGUGUUCAAAUUGUAUGAUAUAUAUUUCAAAUUCAUUCUUUGUUCUAUAUUUUACAAAGUGUGGGUUUUCGCUAAUUACUCAGUCAAAAAAAGUCAGCAACAAUCGAAUGUAUUACGGGUUGAUGAUUGUGAUGACUUUCAAAAUCAUUAUAAUAUGUUUCUUAAUGUUGAAAAUUUUCCCUCAAAUUUAUCGAUUUUUGUGUCUAAUGUUGAUCGAUUUUCUACGAUGGUAUAUAAUCUAUGUUAUAUAAAAGCAGAGAUAAUCAAAAAUAACCACAAAAAAAGUAAGUCUAAAGAUAAAGUACCACAGUUCAAAGAUUCUAGGACAGUAAGCGAUUCAGAUGAGCUGUAUCUUAAAAUAUACAAAUUAAAAAACAAUAUGAAUAAGCAAUUUGAAGAAUUUGGUAUGUUCAUAACAAAAAUAUUAGAAGAGAUUCUGGAAACGCCAUUAACCCUAAAGGACAAAUUUAAAUAUACUCUUCUUCGAAAAACCAAAAAAACAGAAUUGAUAGAAAAAAUUUUCGGAGAUAUGACUGUGAAGACCUGCGAACUAGUCAAGGCUGCUAACAAUAUGCUCUCAGAACUCAUAAUCAAUAUUUAA